Messenger RNA from Caenorhabditis sp. 36 PRJEB53466, 1648 nucleotides. The record is from the annotation of a GenBank genome assembly. Lineage: Eukaryota; Metazoa; Nematoda; Chromadorea; Rhabditida; Rhabditidae.
AUGGCGGUGUCAUCCGAAAAGCCGCAACGGCCGAAUCAGAAGGUGGAAGUGCUGGCGAGGGCGUGCCAACACUUUGAGCCGCUUGUCGAGAAGCUUCGCAAGACGACGAAACUGGAGAAGUACGACAUUCUGUACGACAUGGGUAGGUAUCAGAUGGUCGUCGAUGGACAGAAAACGCUCGACGAGGCAAUUAAAGUAAUUUUUGAGCGGUGGAAAAGCGAGAAGAAACCAAUUAGUUUUUUAGCACAAUGGCAACAAGCUGGUCGUCGAGUUUUUGUUGCAAAAAAGCGAGGAUGAGACUUUCAGCUCGGUGAAAAUGCGAAAGUUGACAAGAGUUAUGGAUGCCGACUCAAACUCACUGUUUGUCAGUUUACCAGAGGUAAAUUUCAGAAAAAGUGAACAUAAAGCAAGAAAAAGAAACAAACAUCGAAUAAGUAUUUUGAAAUAAAAUUGCGAACUCGAUUUGCGAAUUUUCGCGAAAAUUGGAAAAAAAAGACCGUACGAUGAAAUUAAAGGCGCACGUUUCGAUUCAACUUUUAAAAUUAUUCUUUGAGCGAAUCUUCCAGGCGGAUCGUGUCAGCAAUUCAGGAACGUUGAACGGAAAAUCGUACGGAUUGCCGAGCAACACGAGCCGAAUAUCGGAAAAAUUGCAUAGCAUUCCGGCAAGAUACACUCUCGGACGGUAAGGAUUAGCCAAUGUUGAAUAGUAACAGAAAAAACUCGUGAAUUUUGCAGAAAACUCGGAGAAGGAACAUUGGGAACAGUGUAUAUCGCAGUGGGCAAGAAAGGAGGAACGUACGCGGUGAAAAUCAUUCAAAAAAAUAGCCGGUACCUUCCGCAAGAGGCCGAUGUCGAAUAUCUCAGUGAGUUUCUAGAAAUUUGGACAAAGAUUUUGCUAUCUCAUCGGUUAAGGAGAGUUACGGCACGAACGAAUCGUCAACUACUUGUUCAUCAUCGAACCGACCAGCUCCAACGACAUCCACGUUCUCAUGGAGUACAUGCACUUGGGAUCACUGAAAGAGUACAUCGAGAACUACGGACCGUUGCACCACGAAUUGGUGAAGGCGUACACGAAACAGAUUCUCGAAGGACUCGAUUUCCUUCACUCCAAAAACAUCAUUCAUCAGGAUUUGAAGCCAGCGAACCUUCUUCUGAAGGACAAUCACUGCGAACGGCUUAUCAAAAUCGCCGAUUUCGGAUCGAGUCGGUUUGCUUCUCUGAAGAAGGCGAAAGCCGGACAGCAAGGGCGCACUCCCAAGUACACGGAUCCGGGAGUAUCGAUCGGAAGAGACGUGGCCGGAAGACGCUCGGACAUUUGGAGUCUCGGAGUCAUCGUCAUCGAAAUGUACACGAAAGUGUAUCCGUGGAAGAUCGACGGAGAGCAUCCGUUGACAGUGCCACAUAUAAUUGAGGAGAAUCCACCGAUAAUAGCGGUAAGCGUGGAAGGGUAACUGCUCAGAGCUUAAAAACGGAUAAUUUACAGACGCCAACAGAAAGAACAGAUGAAGACCUCGUGGUAAUGGCCAAAAUGAUGCUGCUGCCGGUUGCGCAACGUCCCUACGCCUCACAACUUCUCGAGCUUUCAGUUUUUCAGGAGUUUUCACAGAACGACGGCCAAGAUUCCGAUUCGGAGGACGACUUUUUCUAG